Mesorhabditis spiculigera is the source of this 876-nucleotide messenger RNA. The record is from the annotation of a GenBank genome assembly. Lineage: Eukaryota; Metazoa; Nematoda; Chromadorea; Rhabditida; Rhabditidae.
AUGAUUUUUCUAUUGACAUCGCGGAGUAAAACAGAAACAAACGAUAUCGAUGCCCUAACCGCCAGUGAGGCUGUGGAAGCAAUCGAGCAGCAAGAAACCUUCAUAAAAGAAAAUUUUGAAAAUUCGACGGAAAUGGAUUACGUGCGAGAACAGUAUUUUGAGCAGCUUCAAAGCCGGGUAAAUCUCUUAAAAAAGGCAAGAAAGGACUAUGUGACUGGGUGGUUCACCAGAAAGGAUUACCAGAAUGGGUUCGCGAAGUUGUAUAACGGGAUUGUGCCCGAGGUAUUUUGUCCGAAUUUGGUUCGAAUUGGGAACGUCAAUGAUGGCGGGAAAUGGGUUUGCAAUCCGAAAGCUUUGCCAGAUAAGUGCGCCAUCAUGUCGUUGGGCGUAAAUGUCGAUGCAACUUUUGAACGGGAAAUUCAGAAGAUCUCGAACCAGCGAUGCCGGAUAAAUUCUUACGAUCCGAUGGACCCCGGAUCAGCCAUCGCAGGUCUGGAAUCUCUAAACGUCCAUUUCCGGCAGGUAGCCAUCGGCGCCGAGGAUAAUCUGGAACACCGUCAAGUCAGUGUCCUCACCGAAAUGCAGCGGCUAUCGAUUGCGAAACUUGAAAUGCUCAAGAUUGAUAUUGAACUAAAUGAAUUUUCCGUAAUGCCAGGGCUCGUGGAGAAAACGGAAUUCUGCCAGAUUUUUAUCGAAAUCCACGGGAACCCGGAAGAAACGAUUGAUCUCAUCGUGCUGUUGGCCAAAAAAGGAUACCGUAUGUUCUCCUACGAGAUUAAUGGGUAUCACCACACGCUAAGCGAGUACUCCUUCAUACACGACAAUUGCCUGAAGCAGUACGGCGCGGUACCUGUGGUCAAUUAUUGGCAUCUUGUA